Molecule: messenger RNA, 674 nt
Organism: Schistosoma haematobium
Lineage: Eukaryota; Metazoa; Platyhelminthes; Trematoda; Strigeidida; Schistosomatidae
Exons: 5
Coding region: 5-529 (174 amino acids)
Source: RefSeq, a predicted model, not a curated record
AAAAAUGGAGAUUUUGAUUGUUCAAACAGGAGGUACAAUAGAUAAGUGUUAUCCUAAAAAUAUUGGGGGUUAUGCCUUUGAAAUCGGCAAUAGUUAUGCCAUGGAGAUUUGCAGUAGAUAUACAUUGCCGGAUUACAUAAAAUUUCAACUCACCAAACCAUUUUUAAAGGAUAGCUUAGAAAUCUCAAUGGAAGAUAGAUCCGAACUUAUUAAUUUAUUGAUUGAUACUCAGUUUGAGAAGAUACUUAUCACUCAUGGAACGGAUACAAUGAUUGAAACUGCACAGUAUUUAACUAAUUAUGAAGAGAAGCUUAAAAACAAAUGUAUUGUGAUAACAGGUGCUUUUCGACCCGGUGUAUUCAAAAAUACAGAUGCCGACUUCAACGUAGCAUUUGCAAUUGGUGGACUGAUAAUGUCAAAGAAGCCAGGAAUUUUCAUAGCAAUGCAUGGUCAGUUCUACCAGCCAAGUGAAGUUGUUCGUGAUGGAGAAACAGGGACUUUUAUUCCAAUCGGAAAUGAAAAAUUCUAGUCAAACGUUCACCAGAGAAAUCAACUUGCUACUGUUUUUAUUUAAAAUAGCAUAGAUUGAUUAUGAACAGCGAACUAUCAAUACAAGUUUGGGAAUUCUAGAUGCACUUAACGAGAUAAUACAUUUGUUUUUUUACUUUGUAUUA